Messenger RNA from Sinocyclocheilus grahami, 1405 nucleotides. RefSeq names its product elongation factor 1-delta-like. The record is from RefSeq and is a predicted model, not a curated record. Gene Ontology annotation, cellular component: cytosol; eukaryotic translation elongation factor 1 complex. Lineage: Eukaryota; Metazoa; Chordata; Actinopteri; Cypriniformes; Cyprinidae. The transcript has 8 exons. Gene Ontology annotation, molecular function: translation elongation factor activity; guanyl-nucleotide exchange factor activity. Gene Ontology annotation, biological process: translational elongation. The coding region runs from base 4 to 1314 and encodes 436 amino acids.
AGGAUGGAAAGCCAGCGGGGGUCUCGAGCCAAAGAAGAAACUGAACUCGAACAGACAAGGAAUCUGCCGAAUUCAAACGACGGAAAGAGGAAACCCACUCGUUUGUCCCGGUCUGAAAAUCAGGGUUCUGAAGAAAAAGGUCUUUUGUAUCAUGAUCGGACCUCUCAGGGCAUUAGAGGAGAGAAGGUUUGGUUCAACCGCAGCGUAUAUGAGCAGGCAGACGACGCUUAUCAAUCCUUGUUGAGCGCAGGGACCGGGACACCUCCGGUUUCAUCCUCCCCAAAAGAUCGAAUUCCCCGCACCCUGGUCUUCAGAGCUAAACGCAACGGUGCGCAACAACUGCAAGAGGAGGCGAACCAAACGUACACGCGUUCCUAUGUGUCACGUCAACAGCAGCGGGGUUCGACCCACCAACGAUCCUCGUCUGAACCCGAUCGGCAGCUCCCAAAAAGUAACAGGAAGAGGGUCCUCUCUGAGACCGAACGCGCCCCUCAGAAAAGGGACAACAUCACAAUGAGUGGACUUCAAGGACUCGGCCAGGAGAACAUCUGGUUUGACAAGUCCAGAUACGACGAGGCCGAGAGACACUUCUACGAGGGCAGGAACGGCAUCCCUCAGACACCUCAGGCGAAGACCACUCUACAGGGUAGUAAAAGGCACGCUCGCACUCAAAAACAGCGGGAGAGGAAGACCAGUCAGAAUGCCAGCAAGUCUGAGGAUCAGAGUGAGCUGGUCUCUCGUCUGAAGAGUCUGGAACUGGACAACAAGAAUCUGCACAAAGUGGUGGAUAAUCUGAGAGCAGUGCUGUCCAAACUGGAGUCCAGAAUGGCUGUGCUGGAAAAGAGCCAAGCGCCGGCUUCAAAGACCGUUACUGUCACCAAGGCUGCUCCUGUCCAGAAGCCCAAGGUUGAGGAACAUAAUGGUGCAGACGACGACGACGACAUUGAUCUCUUUGGCAGUGAUGAGGAAGAUGAGGAUGCAGAGCGUAUCAAAGCAGAGAGGGUGAAGGAAUACACCCAGAGGAAGUCCAAAAAACCAGCCCUCAUCGCCAAAUCCUCCAUCCUGCUGGACGUCAAACCUUGGGACGACGAGACCAAAAUGUCCAAGCUGGAAGAGUGUGUGCGCUCCAUACAGAUGGACGGCCUCCUGUGGGGAGCUUCUAAACUGGUUCCUGUCGGCUACGGCAUCAAAAAGCUGCAGAUCAACUGUGUCGUAGAAGACGAUAAAGUGGGAACAGACAUCCUGGAAGAGGAGAUCACCAAAUUUGAGGACUACGUCCAAAGUGUUGACAUUGCUGCCUUUAACAAGAUCUGAGCCUCUCACCUCCAUCUCCAUUUCACACUGGGUUACUGCUGCUUUUAUAUCACAGUUACCAAUAAACUGUUCAGCCACGUGAACCAACUCA